GAAUGAAUGAGGAGGUCCCGUUGAUUGAGUCACCAGUAGCAGGACCUGUACCGAAUGGAUCAGUUGUUAGGCCUCCUGACAUUGUUUUUGUCAAUGUUGGUGGACGUAGAGCUCGGCUCAACUCGGACAUCAUCAUAAGACGGCUUGCCACAUCACGACUUGCUGUAUUCUGUGAAAAAUCACAUGUUGAACGGCUGACAGAUUGUGAUGCCUUCUUUGAAAGCACAUCGGAGUACUACUUUGAAAGAUCGCCAAUUAUUUUUGAAUACGUAAUUGAUUUCUACGUAACUGGAAAACUUCAUCGUCCAAUGGAUAUUUGUCCGAUUCGAUUGAGAUAUGAAUUGGACUAUUGGAGAAUUCCCACGCCGUUUAUGUCACCAUGCUGUAUUCUUGAAGAAAAUAACAAUAUAGCUGGGAAAAUGUCAACUGAGAAAGCAUUUGUUGAUUCUUCAUUACCGUCUUCAUGUUUUGAUAAAGUCGUGUUAGGACCACAACGACUAAAAUUAUACAGAUUAAUGGAAAAUCCGAGAUCAUCUUCUGGUGCAAAAAUAUUCUCAGUUGGAUCAGCUCUUUUUGUGCUUCUUUCCUUGCUCGGACUAAUCCUAAGCUCAAUGCCAGAGCUGCAGGAUGAAAAUAAAGAACCUCAUUAUCUCCUUCAUUGGCUGGAAUUAUUGUGUAUGGUGUACUUCACAUUUGAAUACCUUGCACGUCUCCUUGUGAAUCCGAAAAAAGCAGAAUUUAUUAGGAGUCCACUGAACGUUAUUGACUUGCUGACUGUGUUGCCGUUUAUGAUUGAAGCGUUUAAUGAAUUGCAAUGGAUGAAAGAGUUUAGAGGUGCAAUGCUUGUGGUUCGAGUAAUGAGACUUGCCCGUGUAGCGCGUAUCUUCAAGCUCGCCAGGUACUCAACUGGUCUCCGUGCCUUUGGAGAAACAAUGAAAAAGUCUGCGGCAGAGCUCAGUAUGCUUGGAAUGUUUUUGGUAACAGGAAUCAUGCUGUUCUCAACUGCAAUUUAUUUCUUCGAGCGAGAUGAGCCCAACUCCAAGUUCUACAGUAUUCCAGCAGCCUGCUGGUGGUGUGUCAUAACAAUGACCACAGUUGGCUAUGGUGAUUUGGUGCCUAUAACUGCUGGAGGAAAAGUGGUUGCUGCUUUGGCCUCAGUGUGUGGAAUCAUUGUGCUCGCAUUCCCAAUUUCAAUGAUAAUCGACAAAUUUGCUGAAUCGACAGGAGGGUGGAGCGGUGGAGAUGGAGACGAAGAACAAGGGCACAUGAUUGUGCAUCGGACUGUACACCCAUUGAAUAAUGGAGCACCGGCUGCCCAACCAGUGAAAAAGAAGAGCAAACGAUAUGUUGGAUUCUGAUUGUUAAUAUUAUUAUUUAUCUUAUCAAUCAUUUUUCUCCUUCUUGUUUUUAAUUUACCCCUUUUAUUUGUAAAUAUACACCAAACGGGUUCGAUUUUGUCCCAGUUUUUUGUCUCCAAAAAUGUUCCUUAUUUCUUUCAUUAAUUGUUUAGGUUUGUCAGAGAAUUUGAAUUUUAGGACAUUUCAUUAGUGCUGAAAUUGUGCGAAUUAUUCUAAAAUUCAAAGCAAAUUGAACCCUUUUCUGAUAUUCCUAUUAUUGGUGUCAAAAACUUGCCACUCUAGAAUCUCCAUAGAUCUCUUCUCAUUUUCUGGUUAGGUACCUUUGGGUUAAUGUCCACUCGAUUUCCGAUUUCUUCAAUUUCUGAACUCCAUCGUUUUCACAUUUUUCAAACAAUAAUAAAUUAUCUGUACCGACCCCCGUACCGUUUCUUCAUCCUUUUUUACUGAUAAAAACGAUCAUACUAAA
This is a messenger RNA of Caenorhabditis elegans, 1824 nucleotides long. It is a transcript of the gene kvs-3, whose product is annotated as BTB domain-containing protein. The coding region runs from base 3 to 1358 and encodes 451 amino acids. Gene Ontology annotation, biological process: transmembrane transport; protein homooligomerization; potassium ion transport. The record is from RefSeq and is marked reviewed. Gene Ontology annotation, cellular component: membrane; voltage-gated potassium channel complex; plasma membrane. Gene Ontology annotation, molecular function: monoatomic ion channel activity; voltage-gated potassium channel activity. The transcript has 6 exons. NCBI's taxonomy places the organism in Eukaryota, Metazoa, Nematoda, Chromadorea, Rhabditida, Rhabditidae.